This is a messenger RNA of Ascochyta rabiei, 1671 nucleotides long. RefSeq names its product Importin subunit alpha-1. Lineage: Eukaryota; Fungi; Ascomycota; Dothideomycetes; Pleosporales; Didymellaceae. The transcript has 3 exons. Gene Ontology annotation, cellular component: nucleoplasm; cytoplasm; nucleus. Gene Ontology annotation, molecular function: protein binding; nuclear import signal receptor activity. Gene Ontology annotation, biological process: NLS-bearing protein import into nucleus. The record is from RefSeq and is a predicted model, not a curated record. The coding region runs from base 1 to 1671 and encodes 556 amino acids.
AUGGCUGACAAGUACAUCCCCGAGCACCGCCGCACGACGUUCAAGGCCAAGAGCGCCUUCAAGCCCGACGAGCUCCGCCGCCGCCGCGAGGAGCAACAGGUCGAGAUCCGCCGCGCGAAGCGUGAAGAGAACCUCGCCAAGCGCCGCGGUAUUGCAGGCGGCGCCGACCGCCCGGGUGCCUCGCUCGGUGCCGCCCCCGACAGCGACGAUGAGGGCGGCAACAUUGAGGGGCAGCUCAACGAGGAACUCCCCCAGAUGGUCAAGGGCGUCUUCUCCGAGCAGAUCGACGAGCAGAUCCAGGCGACCACAAAGUUCCGCAAGCUGCUGUCCAAGGAGCGCAACCCCCCCAUCGAGCGCGUCAUCGAGACGGGCGUCGUCAGCCGCUUCGUCGAGUUCCUGCGCUCCCCCCACACGCUCGUGCAGUUCGAGGCCGCCUGGGCCCUCACCAACAUCGCCUCGGGCUCGGCCCAGCAGACGCAGGUCGUCAUCGAGGCCGGCGCCGUGCCCAUCUUCGUCGAGCUGCUGAGCAGCCACGAGCCCGACGUCCGCGAGCAGGCCGUGUGGGCUCUGGGCAACAUCGCCGGUGACAGCCCCGCAUGCCGCGACUUUGUCCUCCAGGCCGGUGCCCUGCGCCCGCUGCUGGCCCUGCUGGGCGACAGCCGCAAGCUGAGCAUGCUGAGGAACGCCACAUGGACGCUGAGCAACUUCUGCCGUGGAAAGACGCCCCAGCCCGACUGGCAGACAAUCCAGCCCGCCCUCCCCGUCCUUGCCAAGCUCGUCUACUCGCUCGACGACGAGGUCCUCAUCGACGCCUGCUGGGCCAUCUCCUACCUCUCCGACGGCUCCAACGACAAGAUCCAGGCCGUCAUCGAGGCCGGCAUCCCCCGUCGUCUCGUCGAGCUGCUCAUGCACGCCUCCACCUCGGUCCAGACCCCCGCCCUGCGCUCCGUCGGCAACAUUGUUACGGGCGAUGACGUGCAGACACAGGUCAUCAUCAACUGCGGCGCGCUCACCGCUCUGCUCUCUCUGCUGAGCUCCACCAAGGACGGCAUCCGCAAGGAGGCGUGCUGGACCAUCUCCAACGUCACCGCGGGCAACUCGACCCAGAUCCAGGCCGUCAUCGACGCCAACAUCAUCCCGCCCCUGAUCCACCUGCUCCAGAACGGCGACUUCAAGACGCGCAAGGAGGCGUGCUGGGCCAUCUCCAACGCCACCAGCGGUGGUCUGCAGAAGCCCGCGCAGAUCCGCUACCUCGUCCAGAGCGGCUGCAUCAAGCCGCUGUGCGACCUGCUCACCUGCCCUGACAACAAGAUCAUCCAGGUCGCCCUGGACGGGCUCGAGAACAUCCUCAAGGUCGGCGAGAUGGACAAGGAGGCCAGCGCGGACGGCACAGGCGAGCAGAUCAACCGCUACGCCCUCUUCAUCGAGGAGGUGGACGGCAUGGGCAAGAUCCACGAGUGCCAGAACAACGCCAACGAGGAGAUCUACAUGAAGGCCUACAACAUCAUCGAGAAGUACUUCUCCGACGAGGACGGCGAUGCGGAGAACAUGGCAGAGACGAACCCUGCCGUCAACCAGGAGGGCCACUUUGGCUUCGGCGCCGGCAACCAGCAGCAGCAGCCGCAGCAGAACUUCCACUUUGCCAACGGCGGGGACUCGAUGGACAUGUGA